Messenger RNA from Syngnathus typhle (broad-nosed pipefish), 4270 nucleotides. It is a transcript of the gene dagla, whose product is annotated as diacylglycerol lipase, alpha. The record is from RefSeq and is a predicted model, not a curated record. Gene Ontology annotation, cellular component: dendrite membrane; postsynaptic membrane. The transcript has 20 exons. Bases 149 to 3394 code for a protein of 1081 amino acids. Lineage: Eukaryota; Metazoa; Chordata; Actinopteri; Syngnathiformes; Syngnathidae. Gene Ontology annotation, biological process: lipid metabolic process.
CAGACUUCCCUCUCCCUCCUUGCAUCUUUGAACUGGUGUCGAGAAGAACGGGUCUGAGGAGGCUUGUCUCCAGUCGGGGGGAUAUGGGCGAGCAAGCGGAACCGAUGCAGUGGUUCGUGUCAAGGCAGCGUCAAAAUUCAGGGCAGUGAUGCCUGGCAUGGUGAUGUUUCGGCGGCGCUGGUCAGUCGGCAGUGAUGACCUGGUGCUGCCUGCCCUCUUUCUGUUUUUGUUGCACUGCAUCUGGCUGGUCGUUCUCUCCGUGGUUUUGUUCGGCCUUCCCUAUGGCUCUGACCAGUCCUGUUCUAUAACACUGGUGGACCAUGGCCGAGGGUACAUGGGCAUCUUGGUCAGCUGCCUUAUCUGUGAGAGCGCCAUCAUAUGGUUGAGUAUGAGAGGCAGCAUCCUAUACACACAGCCCAGGGAAGCUGUGCAGUAUGUCAUCUAUAUCCGACUAGCCAUUCUCCUGGUAGAGCUCGUAUAUGCAGUCGUGGGAAUUGCCUGGCUUGUUCAGUAUUACCAGCCGUGCUCUGAUGUCACCGCCAAAAAUCUAGCUUUGGGGAUUGUUGCGUGCAACUGGCUAGUGAUAUUGAGUGUCUGCAUUACACUUAUGUGCACUUUCGAUCCCACCGGUCGGACAUUUGUCAAACUGAAAGCAACUCGCCGGCGUCAACGUAACCUUACAACAUACACUCUAAGACACAGACUUGAGGAAGGCCAGACCAGCAGCUGGAGCAGGAGGCUGAAAUUCUUUAUGUGCUGCACAAGAGCCCAGGACACACAAUCGGAUGCAUAUUCAGAGGUGGCAAGCCUUUUUGCAGAGUUCUUCAGAGAUCUGGACAUUGUGCCUAGUGAUAUUAUCGCUGGCUUGGUACUCCUUCGUCAGACGCAGAGGUCUAAAAGAUCAUCUAUCCUGGACCAGGGCAACAACGAUAUCUUAGCCUUCCUGUCCGGGAUGCCUGUUACUCGCAACACUAGAUAUCUGGAUCUGAAGAAUUCGACUGAGAUGGGCAUGUACAAGGAUGUGUGCUACUACAUGCUCUUUGCUCUCGCUGCAUAUGGUUGGCCCAUGUACCUGAUGAGAAAGCCAGCAUGCGGGCUGUGCCUCCUUGUUAGCACCUGCCCCUGCACAUCAGUGUCUGGCUCACGUUUGUCCCAGUCAGUGACAGUGGAGGAGGACAAUUGUUGUGGUUGUAAUAUUUUGGCCAUACGCAGGCAAUUCUUGGACCGGGAUCUCAAGCAGGUUCACAUUGUCUACACUUCCUGCCAUGAUGCUGUUUAUGAGACUCCAUUUUUUGUGGCAGUGGAUCAUGAAAAGAAGAAGGUGGUUAUCAGUAUCAGAGGGACAUUAUCACUAAAGGAUGCCUUGACUGAUUUGUCGGGGGAUUCUGAGCGUUUACCAGUGGAGGAGCAGCAAGGGACCUGGCUUGGACACAAGGGGAUGGUUUACUCAGCAGAGUACAUCAAGAAGAAACUGGAGCAGGAAAUGAUAUUGUCGCAAGCUUUUGGCAGAGACUUGCCCAUAUUAGUGUGCCAGUGUGAUGAUUGGGGCCAUCUCUCACAGAACAAGGGCACCAUGCAUUAUGGACUGGUGAUAGUAGGCCAUUCUCUUGGUGCUGGGACUGCUGCAAUUCUCUCCUUCCUGCUGAGACCUCAGUAUCCCACACUUCACUGCUACUCUUACUCCCCUCCUGGUGGCCUUCUUAGUGAGGAUGCCAUGGAGUACUCUAAAGAGUUUGUCACCUCUGUAGUAUUAGGAAAAGAUCUAGUACCAAGACUGGGCCUGUCACAAUUAGAGGGCUUUCGUCGCCAUCUGCUUGAAGUUCUACAAAAAAGUAACAAACCAAAGUGGAGGAUCAUCGUGGGAGGUACUAAAUGCGUCCCAAAGUCGGAGCUUCCACUGGAGGAGGAGGAUCCUCCGUCUCAGCAAGCAGCACCUCCCAGUCGCCUGUGGCUCCAUCCAAGUGACCUCAGCAUCGCCCUCUCAGCCUCGACUCCCCUCUACCCUCCUGGUCGCAUCAUCCACGUGGUGCACAACCAUCCUCCAGAAACCUGCUGUGGUCAAGAAGAGCCAACGUACUCGGCUCUUUGGGGGGACAACAAGGCCUUCAAUGAGGUCAUCAUUUCGCCUGCCAUGCUGAAUGAACACAUGCCUCACAUGGUGAUGGAGGGUCUAAACAAGGUACUGGAGAACUACAACAAGGGAAAAACGGCUCUGCUGUCUGCAGCCAAGAUCAUGGUGAGCCCGACAGAAGUCGACUUGAACGCUGAGAAUGUGUUCAUGGCUGCAUCUGCGACAGCACAGCAGCCGAUGGCUACGACCCACCACCACCGCAGGAACAGUAGUGUUCGUUCCUGUGCCCAGUCCGAAAUAUCUCUGGAUGGUUUCUCUGAGUGCGCUCCUCCUCCAGUGCCCGUAGUGUUGCGUGGAGCACGGGAGCGCCUGACUGUGGAGCUUAGGGACCGCAAAGCUCCGUUGGCUGUCAUGGAAAGCCUGUCAGACGCUGAAUCGGUCUACAGCCUGGAUUCCAGGCGCUCCUCUGCUGCACUUAGAGGUUCUCCGAUGCUUAGUAGCCUCCCGUUCCCUUUGGAUGCCCCGAUUCCUGAAGAGAAUCCGUCUCUCAGCUCUCGGACUGAACUGCUGGCAGCUGACUGCCUCUGCCAGGCCACACCAGAACACAUGGGGGAGAUCGGGCCUUUCUUUACGCCACUGGACCCCGUGUCUAAUCCGGAGUGCUCGAUAGAGCUUUCCCCCGCCACGCCUCGCUACAGUGGACAUUAUUCCCCUCAGCCUUUUGACGCAGAGUCUAAUAUCUACUCUAAAAUUGACCCUGAUGUGGAAGAGAUGCCGGGUGUCUACAGCCCAGGUAGCACCCCUGACGCUCCCCGCAGUCCACAAAUUGCUUCGAGAGCAAUGGAUCGCGACAAAGAACAGUGGGAGUUUGGCACGGAGACUGGACGGGAAAAUUCCCCGCCGCCAACCCACUUAUCAAAUGGGAACCCCAGCCGAACAGUGCUGGAGUUUGCCCAGUACUUGGACUCUCUAUUUAAACUAGAUGGCAGCAGUUCACCUCCAAUGGAUCUGUCUGAUGGGGAGUCGGAGUCGGGACGCGGCUCUCUAGGCCACGUGGAGUGUUUGGCAGAUGAACCGGAUGACAAGCGGCUUCUGGCCAGGGCAACAUUGGAGCCCAACUUGGUGCCCAAACCCCCACGCACUUUUGCUGGAUCUGCUGACCCCUCUUCGGGCAUCUCCUUGUCACCUUCCUUCCCUCUUUCAUCAUCUGAGGAACUCAAUGACCUUUCACCCGGUGAGGGUGCCCCUCCUGCCAUCGAAUCUCUACGGACCUCUCUCCCUAUCCACUGUCCUGAGGAGAACACUCUGUCCUCUAUGGUGUAGUCUUCUAACUUCAAACAACUCUAAUUGAAGUGACAGACAUCCAAGAUUUAAAUUAAAAAAAUAAUUAAAAGAAUCACAUUAUGUGCAUGCGAUGGUCAUGGAAUGUAUGUAGUCACAUAAGGACAAAGCUUGACUUGCCGACUCACAAACAAUUUCCAUUCUUCAGGUGUCCUCCUCCCUCUUAAAGGAUGCUUCUAGCAUUUUCGCACUAUUGCAAUGACUACAAAGAAGAUACCUCUCUGCAUGCCAGGGGGCUGUGCUGCUUUUGGGUGGAAAUGAACAACUGUAGCUUCACAAAUAUCGUUCCAAAACAAUGUCAUGGUACAUUUCAGCAUAUGUUCAUCCCCUGACUUGACUCUACAAAAGAGAGAGUCGUACGUUAACUUUGCAGGGAUUCAAAAGCUAACACUGUAGAAGAAGCUAUCAUCUUAGGUUGGGUUGAUGUGCUCUCCUACUUCUUGCACCCUCAGCGCCAUAUUUUCUUCCUGCAUUUUAUUUGUCAUCGCUCAUUCAGGAAUGUGAAGUAUGUCGGUUCGUAGAAGUGUGAAGACGUGACACAAUGUUCCUCAGGUCUAUACGGAGUUGGUGUCGAGAAAAAGAUGGUGUGGGUGGUUGAAGUCGUGUCUUAAAACAUUUGCUGAUUGUGACGUUAUUACAGACGCUUAUGGAUGUUUUUAAGCCUUUUUGGUUACUCUUUACAGUGCAUGAAAGUUCUUUUGUCUUUCUUUUCAAAGAGGGUUUUAUCACUAAGCCACUUGGAUUGACAAUUAGGUAAAUCAUGUUUGCUUAGUCCCCCUCUUUACUAAAUACCUUGAUAUUGCCAAAUGUAUUUCUCAGAUGUAUAUGUUCAUUGCUUUAUUUAAACACAAAGAGCUA